CGGUCCACCGUCAGCCUGCCGCCGUUCCGUGCCGCGGAUCUUAUGGCUGACGCCGCAGCCUCCAGCAGAGACGCGGUGCGGCUGCAGCUCCGCUCCCGCCGCCGUCCGGACGCCCUCCCCGGCGGCUGCUCGCCCCCCUCCGGGCGGAAGCUGCGGGUCCGCGGAGUCCUCUGAGAGCCAUGCGUCUUGUCCCGCAGCUGCCAGGCAGGUCCUCCCUCCCGCCGCCGCCGCCGCCGGGCGGGCGUCGCAGGUACCGGGGAGCGUCGGUCCGCUCGGCCCCGCCGCCGGACCCGGAUUCAGCCUGAAGCCGCUGCGAGCUGGACGAAGAGGGUCCGCUUCCCGGAGCGGGCACUGUCUGCACACACACACACACACACACACACACACACACACACACACACACACACACACACACACACACUCCGCUCAGUGAGUCCGGACUGACUGCUGCCUGCAGGAUCCGCGUCCCUCCCUGCUGCCGGAUGUGAAGCUCUGCAGCCUUCCUGCUGCAGGUGGGGAUCCUGGGACACAGCGGACCCCGGAGCGUCCCAGCACUCUGCCACCAGUCCUCAUCAUGAGACAGUGAAGCUUCAGAACCUCCAAAUCCAGGACCCUCUUUCUGCAGGGACCCCCACCUGCCAGGACCCCAGAUCAGCUGACCACUGUCCUCCUGCCAGGACCCCCGGACCACUGUCCUCCUGCCAGGACCCCCGGACCACUGUCCUCCUGCCAGGACCCCCGGACCACUGUCCUCCUGCCAGGACCCCCGGACCACUGUCCUCCUGCCAGGACCCCCGAAUCGUCCUACAGUCCAUUACUGGAUCCGUCAAUCUGCUCCUGCAAGCAGUCAUGAUGAGACACUUCUGUACUAAGGAAGCCCCAGCGUUGGGACUGUGGGGGUACUGAAGCCCCAGCGUUGGGACUGUGGGGUACUGAAGCCCCAGCGUUGGGACUGUGGGGGUACUGAAGCCCCAGCGUUGGGACUGUGGGGUACUGAAGCCCAGUGUUGGGACUGUGGGGUACUGAAGCCCCAGCGUUGGGACUGUGGGGUACUGAAGCCCAGCGUUGGGACUGUGGGGUACUGAAGCCUCAGCGUUGGGACUGUGGGGUACUGAAGCCUCAGCGUUGGGACUGUGGGGUACUGAAGCCUCAGCGUUGGGACUGUGGGGUACUGAAGCCCAGCAUUAGGACUGUGGGGGUACUGAAGCCCAGCGUUGGGACUGUGGGGGUACUGAAGCCCAGUGUUGGGACUGUGGGGGUACUGAAGCCUCAGCGUUGGGACUGUGGGGGUACUGAAGCCUCAGCGUUGGGACUGUGGGGGUACUGAAGGCCAGCGUUGGGACUGUGGGGGUACUGAAGCCCAGCAUUAGGACUGUGGGGGUACUGAAGCCCAGCAUUAGGACUGUGGGGGUACUGAAGCCCAGCGUUGGGACUGUGGGGGUACUGAAGCCCAGUUUUGGGACUGUGGGGGUACUGAAGCCCAGCGUUGGGACUGUGGGGGUACUGAAGCCCAGCAUUAGGACUGUGGGGGUACUGAAGCGGAGGUGUGGUCUGCUCACACUACUGGAACUCGUGGGUCACUCCCAGGACUGACGCCGAUGGGGGGAAUUCUUGUCUUUGGCUGAAACGUCCCGUUUAUGUUCAGACAUCUAAUCCCAGACUUGGGUAUUUUGCAUGAAGCCCCGCCCCCCCCGAGGGCACCCCCCCACCCAGCCCUCCUGGUGGGGGCGCUGUUGAACCAUGCAGUGAGGACCUCUGUGAGAGCCUUAGAGAGUCAAGUUUCCCUCGAGCCAUGCCCAUCAGGAAGAAAGACACAGCUCGAGCCCUGGGGCUCCUGGAGGAGUUCUGCUCGGAGCUGAAGACGCCGGAGGAGCAGCAGCUGAAGACCGCCGUCCACCGAGUGAUGAGCGUCUUCCAGAGCCGCCUGUUUGACGCCCUGCUGGACAUCCAGGAGUUCUACGAGGCGACGCUGCUGAACAGCCAGAAGAGCUGCGACCAGAAGCUGCAGGAGACCAACAGCAUGGCCAGCAGGUGGCAGCAGAGCCUCUCCGCCCACAACUCCACCUGCUCAGUGGAUGAGCAGAGGGAGCCCAGCAGCUCGGAGCCCAGCAGGGAGCCAGCGGAGAGCAGCAGGAUCUCUCCG
Salarias fasciatus (jewelled blenny) is the source of this 2143-nucleotide messenger RNA. Its product is annotated as disks large homolog 1-like. The record is from RefSeq and is a predicted model, not a curated record. The transcript is spliced from 4 exons. Gene Ontology annotation, molecular function: protein binding. NCBI's taxonomy places the organism in Eukaryota, Metazoa, Chordata, Actinopteri, Blenniiformes, Blenniidae. The annotation marks the transcript as partial.